Messenger RNA from Eptesicus fuscus (big brown bat), 3558 nucleotides. It is a transcript of the gene ZNF445, whose product is annotated as zinc finger protein 445. Gene Ontology annotation, biological process: regulation of DNA-templated transcription. NCBI's taxonomy places the organism in Eukaryota, Metazoa, Chordata, Mammalia, Chiroptera, Vespertilionidae. Bases 486 to 3536 code for a protein of 1016 amino acids. The record is from RefSeq and is a predicted model, not a curated record. The transcript is spliced from 8 exons.
UCAGCACUGGGUGCGCGAAGCGGCCGUAGGGCCGACUUGCGAGGCCGCGGGGGACGACCCCACCUGCUAGGGGUCGAGGUCUCUCUGCUGCAGCAGGAGGUGUGCUGCUGGUGUCCACACGGCCCGCACACAUUGGCAGUGAAGGGGAUCCACUCACAGUGGAUCAUAUGCGACCAGUGGACUUCAAAGGGCUGAAUCUCGUGUGUGCUCGCUCUCUUCUUUCUGGCUGCACCACUGCGCAGAUGCUCACAUGCCCUCUUCUCAUACAUCCAAGGUGAUCCGAAUGAACAGGAUCAAGCUCCACCGUCCUCCUCACAUUCCUCCUGGACACUAAUCCUGGUUAUUUCAGUCUCUUGCCAGUGACGUCUGAUGUCCCAGCAAAUGGCAUUGUCUCCUACGGUGCUGAAAAGAUACUCCCAACGUCCCAGCAGCGGCACGGCUAACAUAGGCUUGGUUUGCACUCUGCUGUGCACACAGCAGGAGUGAUGCCUCCAGGCAGGUGGUAUGCUGUCCAUCCAGCACAGGCCCAGGCUUCAAGGGAGCGAGAACGCCUUCAGCUGGUGAAGAAGGAAGAAGAGGAUGAAGGCUACACUGCAGUGCAGGCUCCUAGGCCCCAGACACUCAACCUCCCUGGCCAGGAGCUGUUCCGCCAGCUCUUCAGACAGCUUCGCUACCACGAGUCUUCUGGGCCCCUUGAGACUCUGAGCCGGCUCCGGGAGCUCUGCCGCUGGUGGCUGCGGCCCGACGUUCUCUCCAAGGCCCAGAUCCUGGAGCUGCUGGUGCUGGAGCAGUUCCUGAGCAUCCUGCCCAGUGAGCUCCGGACCUGGGUGCAGCUGCACCACCCUGAGAGUGGCGGGAAGGCUGCGGCCCUGCUGGAAGAGCUGCAGAGAGACCUCGAUGGGGCCCCAUGGACGGACCCAGCCCCUGCCCAGAGCCCAGAUGUACAAUGGAUGGGUACAGGAGCCCUGCGAGCCGCACAGAAAUGGCCCUCUGCUUCACCUCCCAGGAGCGGCUCUGCUCUGGGGGACCACCUGGAGCCUCCCUAUGAAAUAGGCGUGCGUGACUUCCUGGCUGGGCAAUCCGAUCCUCCUGCUGCCCAGGUGCCUGCCCUUCCCCAGGAAGAGGGCUGCCCAGGAGAUCAGCCUCAGGAGGCUCUGACUUUCAAGGACGUGGAGGUGACCUUCUCCCAGGAUGAGUGGGCAUGGCUGACCCCUGCCCAGAGGAACCUCUACAGGGAUGUGAUGCUGGAGAACUAUGGGAACUUGGCUUCUCUGGUGGGGCCACUCACCAAACCUGCUCUGAUCUCUUGGUUGGAGGCAAGGGAGCCGUGGGGCCUGAAUGUCCAGAGAGCCCAGCCUAAGGCGAAGCCAGGUGCUGCCCCAGCAGGAGGGGAGCUCCAGAUUAAAUCCAGCAAGCUCAUCUUAAAUUCCAAACCUUUGGAAGAAGCUCAGGCCUUAGCUGUGUCAUCAGGAUGUCGUGUGAUGAGUGUUUCUGAGGAAACGGGGCCCCGAGAACCUGUGGAACAGAAGAGCCCAUUACAGGAGGGAAGUGGAAAUCCCACACAAGUGAGUGCUAAGAAAAAAGAGGCUAGUUUCAGUCGCAGGACAGGAGAGGAAUCAGAAGACUCAGGAGGCGGUAAUAGUGUCAGUCUCAGACAUGUUGUAUAUUUCCGAGUUCCCAGAAGAAAAAAGAAGCAUGGCUGUGGCCGACACUUCAGAGGGAGCUCAUACCACUAUGACUACAAGGAGUACGGGAAAGGCCUCAGGCUCAUGAUCAGCGGGUUUAACCUACAUCAGAGAAUUCACGCUGGACUGAAAGCCCCCUCCAAGGAUGCGCACGGGAAGGACUUCAGCCUCAGCUCGCAUCACCAACGGAACCUUCACAUGGCGGGGACUUGCUAUAAGUGCGCUGAGUGUGGGAGGAACUUCAGUCGUAGCUCCUACCUCGAAUGCCAUCGGAGACUUCACACUCAGGAGAAGCCGUUUAAAUGCCGAGUGUGUGGGAGAGCCUUCAGGUGGAGCUCAAACCGUGCGCGACACGAGAGAAUUCACACUGGACUGAAACCUUAUAAAUGCAGUUUAUGUGGCAAAGCUUUCCAACGCCUGUAUGCCUACCACCUGCACCAGGAGUCCCAUGCCAAUCAGCUGUAUCUCAAAGCUAGGCGGUGUCAGGAAGCGCUCGCCUAUGGCCCCUGGCUGGAUCAUCAUUUGCAAGACCGAAGCGGGGAGAAGCUCUUUGACUGCAGCCAGUGCAGGAAAUCGUUCCACUGCAAAUCGUAUAUCCUCCAACAUCAGAGGAUCCACACCCAGGAGAAGCCCUAUAAAUGUACCAAAUGCAGGAAAACCUUCCGGUGGAGGUCCAACUUCUCUCGGCACCAAAGGAUGCACCAGGAAGAAAAGUUCUACAACGCAGACGACGGGUGUAGCGAAGACUCGAGGGAGGCCCCCGGCUGCAGUCAGCCCCCGAGUGAGCCCCCCGCGGAGGAAGCUUUCCUGUGCCAGCCGUGUGGGAAGACCUUCACCGGGAGGAAAGCUCUCCUGAACCAUCAGAGAACCCACACGGGCGAGGAGCCGUACCCGUGCGGGGAGGGUGUGAAGGAGUUCACGCACCGGUCGCAAUCGAUCGUGCGUAGGAAGCAGCGGGCCCUGAGCAGAAGCCCUGAGGACCCGCCCUCCCGCAGCCAGGACAGAGCGCUCCAGGCUCCUCAGAGCAGCCCGGCCGCGGAGAAGCCCUUCACGUGCAGCCACUGUGGGAAAGGCUUCCAGAACCACUCCUUCCUCUUCAUCCACCAGCGGGUCCACACCCGGGAGAAGCCCUAUCAGUGCAGGGAUUGUGGGAAAGCCUUCCGGUGGAGCUCCAACCUCUCGCGGCACCAGAGGAGCCACUCUUUGGGAAAACGGUUCACGUACCACGAGAGCGGGGACACUUCAGAGGCGCAGUCCCAAACCCUCGAGGCCGAGAGGAAAGCCUUCUGGUGCCAAGAAUGUGGGAAGAGCUUUACCCGUAAAAGAAGCCUCUUGGAUCAUAAGGGGAUCCACAGUGGAGAGAAGCGCUACAAAUGUAACCUGUGUGAGAAAUCUUAUGAUCGCAAGUACCGCCUGGUGAACCACCAGAGAACCCACACGAAAGAGAAGCCUUUCAAAUGCCAGUGGUGUGGGAAGGACUUCAUCGCAAAGCACACCCUCUGCAUGCAUCAGAGAAAGCACACCCGCCUGGCGCUGUCCGAAAGCAGCCCGGCCGGGUCGUCUCCCUCUCAGGACAGGGGGGUGAGUUUGCAGGAAUUAAGGUGGAGUGGGGAGAAGCCCAUGGAGGGCGGUGAGCCGGGCUCCAGGCCCAGCGGACCUCAGGACUUGUCCGUGGCGAAAAAGUGUCACAAAUGCAGCACGUGUGGGAAAGUGUUCAGCAAGACCUCGCAGCUCAUCAGCCACAGGAGGUUCCACACUCGCGAGAGGCCCUUCAAGUGCACCAAGUGUGGGAAGACCUUCCGGUGGGCUUCCAAUCUGGCUCGGCACAUGAAAGGGCACGUUGGUGAUUAGCAUGGAACCUGACGGAGGGAAG